AUGUCGUCGCCUCCUGAAACGCCGUUCCAUACAGGUGCGGUGGUGGCAGCGUCACAUGAGAGCGUUGGCUCGUCGCCGGCAGAUGGGUCGUUUUCCGACCUCGCCGCCGCAGACAUCUACGGAGGCUUGCAACCUCCCCCGGCGCUCUCGUUGCUUGUACGCAGCGAAAUAAACCCGAGUCACCGCACCAAGGAUAACCCCGCCGCAGGAGUGAUGGCGACGACUGCUGCCGCGUGGUUGUCGCGCCAAUCUCAACUGGCGGUGCAGGCUACAUCGAGCAUCACCGCGGCCGGCGGUUCCAGCGAGAACAGCACCGGCAAAUCGCUGGUGUCCGUGGUGGACGAGGAGCAGCGCCGCUGCGUGAAUGCGGCAUACCAAAUUAGUUUUCACGGAGACGCUCGCGUGAAGCUGAAAUCGACAGCGGUGGUGCUGCCCAACGGAGCGUAUUUCCUCAUCGUCGACCGCUUUAUCAGCGGCAACUGCGACGGCGUCUACGAGAAGAACAAGAAGAUGUGGGAGCACAUCCCCAUUGGACAGGCUCGCGUGUUUGCCCGUACGCCUGCAGCGGCGCUGACCAUCUCGCUGGCUGAGCUGGGCGGAUCGGCACAGGUGAACUGCGAAGGCAGCGGUGCAGACACCGCAACGACAGUGGCAGUGAAGCACCCCCGAAGGUCAGGCUCGCCCAUCAACAUCGCUGUAAGCUCUUCACCCAAAUCGCCUUCAAUCGAACCAUUGCCGACAGCGAGCGCACUCGGUUCGAUAAGCCAGCCGAAUCGAUGUGAAUAUUCGUCGGCACAGCAGCAUUCCUUUCACAGUGAGUGGACGCGGGUGGCGACCGCCGUCGGACUUCGCAAGAUGGGCCACUGGCGCGAGGCGACGAGUGUAUUUUCGAUCCACAAGGAGGUGUCCAAGAGAGCGAUUGCUCUAGAGAAGGUGGACGGCGAGCCUGGCCGCAUUGCUGCAUUUUCGUGGAUGGGAGAGCGCUACUGGAUCAUUGGGUGUCGCUACCAGCACAUUGUGACACGGCUCGACGUGCCGGAGACGGACCUGAUGCGAUACGUGGCCUCCAGCAGCAGCUCGACUUCUACCUCGUCAUCGUCGUCAUCUCUCUCUGACGACGCCGCCGUGUCGGCGAAGGUGUCUUCCGCAGGGAAGCCGUCUUCGUCGUCCCCGAUGAACUCGCCCACACAGAACCCUCAGGACUGCGUUGAGCGAGGCAGCGUGCAUAGCUUCACCGUCGCAGGCGGCUCCGCGGCGCCGGCCGGCGCUGGGGCAUCGUCGGAUGCCGCGUACCUGGACCUGGCGGUUCGCAUGGCGCGUCUGUGGCGACGCGUGUUGGAGUCGCUGCGCAUCACCACAGAGGACCCGACACACACACUCGAUGCGGCAUCCGCUGGUGAAGCCGCCGCCCACGCGGAUGCGCUAAUACAGCUGCAUGCGUGUGUGGCGGCCGACAACCGCAGCCUGUGCUUUGAUGUCAUCAUGUCUGGCUGGGAGCGUUUGCAGAGCUUUCUUGUUGCCCGCGACGUCGCGGGUGACGAGUCCAUGUCUACCACCUCCACGCCCGUGUCCUGCACGUCUACCCGCACUUAUCGCACCAGCUCCACUGCCUUCAUGAUGUCAUCGACACCCGUGACAGACGCCAGCGGCGCCACCCGUUCCACAGUUCCGACGGUGCCGGUUGCCACUCCCCUGUGGUUCUACGCCAUCACGUGGGACGCCCCGCUCGACGAGCGCGGGUGGUGCAUGGGCGUCGAGGAAGCGUUUGCCUUCUUUAGGCGCUUCCAGCUGCCGACCGUGCCGAGGUCGGCUGACGUCCAGGUUGGCUCACCCGAGUACGAGGCGCUGCGUCAGUCGGUGCUCUCGCGCUGCGAUACAGCGGGUGCCGUUAUGUACGGAUCUAACGGGGACGAGGCAGACGGCGCCAAGGCUGCAGUGGUGGUGCAAGUGUGGAAGUGCCGUGCGUACCCGCAUUCGCUCGAGCGAGUCGUGCAGGAGUACGUCGUCACCCAUCGUCUCUGUGGCGAGCCGCUGCGGUGCAAGGUGAAAAAGAAAGUGAGCAGCCUCUCCCGCGAGACUCGGCUGUGCAUCAAGCAAUGGGAACUACACCGACUCCCCUUCCUGCUCGACUUCGCGCUCUGGCUACACCGGGAGAAGUACAUCACCCCGUCGACUGACCUCGUCGCGCUCAAGGUCAUACGGGGCCACUGGCUUUCAUACCAAGAGCGGUUCGAGAAGAUGCUGGAGGCGCAGCUGCGGCUGCGACAUCGUGGCUCUAGUCGACAUGGGACGACCGCAUCUGCGCUGGAGGCGGUGCGCGGCAGCCCCGGAGCCCGCGCCAACACCGCCAACGGCAUGCGUAGUAGCGCGAGGUCUGACGCCGAAGAUGCAGACGUGCAGAAUGGCGAUCGCGCUUUUCAGCAGCAGGACGAGGCGCCGUCGCAGGACGCAGAGUGUCUCGACCCGAUUAUGCUGGUCGGUCCACAAGGCUGCGGAAAGUCCACUAUGGCUCGCAUCUUGUACGCUCUCUUGGAGGAGGCAGGCGCAGCACCGCGCUGGCUCAACCAGGACGAGGUUGGAAGUCGGUCCGCUUACCUGGCCGCGAUACGGCGCGCCGUGACGCAGGGCAGCUACAGCCAUCUGUUGCUUGAUAAGAUGAACCUAGACGACAAGUCGCGUUCCGACUACGCCGCCGCGGGCGUUAAACCAGUCCUUGUCGUUGCCUGGACACACAGCGAAGGUGUGGAGGCGAUGGUGGAGGCGUGCUACGAGAGGGUGGUGAAACGCGGCGUGCGUCAUCGCACCUUCUGCACCGAGGAUGUGAAGCCGCUGCGCCCCCUGCCGUCGUCCAUAUCCUCGCGCUCGCCGGAGCUGGGCCCGGCGGUCUUGCCGCUGCUGCAGAACGGCAUCACCUCCCUCGGUGGCAGCGCCGGCACCCCAGAGGCGCCGUCAGUCAGCGCGUCCUUCUCCAUGACCAGCGUGGGCCACUAUGGGUCUUCGCCCAACGUGCCAUCCCUCCCUGAGCGUCAGUCGCCGCCACCAUCGUCGCGGCUGCACGGCAUUUUACAGACUAGCGCAAAACGGUAUCAGGUGCCGGCCAACGUACCGUUGGUCGAGCUCGACGUGACGUGGAGCUGCGAACAGAUGGUGGCGGCCGUUUGGGAGGCGCUCCGAGACCGGGGCACGUGCGUCCUGCCGCCACUGGCCGAGCUGAACGUGAUGGCCGCUAUGCAGACCGCCUACGCGUACGAACAGCUGCUGGAGACGUAUCCGUCCCGCGUGGCGAGUGCGGUUCUGCGAGGCUCUUCGACCGGCGUCGUGCUGCAGCAGCUGAGUCUUGUCCAGCCGCCGCUCAUCAUUCCCAAGACGCAGCGACUGCAGCCCCAUGCUGAGAUACUCCUUCACAACUUCUGCCUGCAUCCCAGUCCAACGGCGUUGGUGCGGUACGCUGGCCAGGUGGGGCGCACGCGUCGCAUGACCGUGCAGGCGGUGGUGUCCAACUCGAAGGUGGUGAUGCUUUUGAUCCUGGGGCCAACCGAAACCGCCGCCGCGGACUCGGCUACGUGCACCGCAACGCUUGGGGAGGGCGAGGCAGCGGUGGCGCCUCUGCAUGCGGGCGCAACGCAGCCUGCUCUGUAUGAUUCGCCUUUACACAAUUCCAGCGGAGAGGCGGCGGCGAUUGGGAAAGGUGACACAGGCGCCUCUGCCGCCUCAGUAGCGGAAGAUCUGAGUUGCAUCGAUGCGCGCCCCAUGCAGGAACACUUUGCGGUCCUUGCAAAAGCCAAGGUUACGUCCGACUACUGCGAAGAGCUCGCGCAGCGCGUGCGCGAUGACCCGGAUGCGGAUCCGUACUGCGCGGUGCGGUGGCUGUCACCACCGCUGGAAAUGGACUUUGCCGUCACGCUCCUCUUGCCGUAG
Messenger RNA from Leishmania mexicana MHOM/GT/2001/U1103, 3918 nucleotides. RefSeq lists its product as hypothetical. Gene Ontology annotation, molecular function: double-stranded DNA binding; polynucleotide 3'-phosphatase activity; ATP-dependent polydeoxyribonucleotide 5'-hydroxyl-kinase activity. The coding region runs from base 1 to 3918 and encodes 1305 amino acids. The transcript has a single exon. Lineage: Eukaryota; Euglenozoa; Kinetoplastea; Trypanosomatida; Trypanosomatidae. Gene Ontology annotation, biological process: DNA repair. The record is from RefSeq and is a predicted model, not a curated record.